Phragmites australis (common reed) is the source of this 1420-nucleotide messenger RNA. RefSeq names its product peroxidase 72-like. Gene Ontology annotation, molecular function: peroxidase activity; heme binding. Lineage: Eukaryota; Viridiplantae; Streptophyta; Magnoliopsida; Poales; Poaceae. Gene Ontology annotation, biological process: hydrogen peroxide catabolic process; response to oxidative stress. The record is from RefSeq and is a predicted model, not a curated record. The coding region runs from base 141 to 1172 and encodes 343 amino acids. The transcript is spliced from 3 exons.
UCGAUCUUUGCUUCCCUAUAAGUACCACUCGUGUCCCAUCUUCUCAAAUCAUCAACACAAGCAGCUUAGCCAGCUAGCUAGCGAGUGCCAUCGUUUGCAAAGCGCGUGCAACGCGUAGACAUCGGCUAAGGAGGUCGGGGAUGGCGCGGCAUCAUUGGAGCAGCGGCCUCGCGCUCGCCGUCGCGGCGCUCGCCGUGCUGUCCGUGCUCUGCUCCGGGCACCCGGUGCCGGGCGGGCACGGCGGCUUCGUCCCGCUGCAGCCGCGUUUCUACGACCACACGUGCCCGCAGAUGCAGGCCAUCGUGGGGGCCAUCGUGGCGAAGGCGCACGCGGAGGACCCGCGCAUGGCGGCGUCCCUGCUCCGGAUGCACUUCCACGACUGCUUCGUGCAGGGCUGCGACGCGUCCGUGCUGCUCGACGCCGACGGCAGUGGCAGGUUCACCACGGAGAAGCGGUCCAACCCGAACAAGGACUCGCUCAGAGGGUACGAGGUCAUUGACGAGAUCAAGGCCGCGCUGGAGCACGCCUGCCCCCACACCGUCUCCUGCGCCGACAUCGUCGCCGUCGCCGCCAGGGACUCCACCGUCCUGACUGGCGGACCCGGCUGGGAUGUGCCACUCGGGAGGAGGGACUCGCUGACGGCGAGCCUAAGCGGCUCCAACAACCUCAUCCCCGCUCCCAACGACACACUCCCCACCAUCAUCGGCAAGUUCGCCAACCAAGGCCUCGACAUCGUCGACCUCGUCGCUCUGUCAGGCGCUCACACCAUCGGUGACUCGCGGUGUGUCAGCUUCCGGCAGCGUCUGUACGGCCAGAACAACAACGGGCAGGUGGACCGGACGCUGAGCCCCGGGUACGCGGCCGAGCUGCGCGCGCGGUGCCCCCGGUCGGGCGGCGACCAGAAUCUGUUCGCGCUGGACCCGGUCACCCAGUUCCGGUUCGACAACCAGUACUACCGCAACAUCCUGGCCAUGGACGGGCUGCUCAGCUCCGACGAGAUCCUGCUCACGCAGGGGCGCGAGACCAUGGAGCUCGUCCAUCGCUUCGCCGCCAGCCAGGGGCUCUUCUUCGAGCAGUUCGCCAAGUCCAUGGUGAAGAUGGGCAACAUCUCGCCGCUCACCGGGUACGCCGGCGAGAUCAGGAAGAACUGCAGGAGGGUCAGCCACUUCUAGGAAGGACUCGGAGGAUUGGUGAUUUGCUGUGUUCUUGCUUUCUCGAUGUUUCAUACCUCCAUCACUCGUUGCCUCUGGUUCUCUCGUGCUUGUGUGAGGUCUCAUGCAUUUCAGUAAAAGUGUGCAGUGAAUGGUUGUGACUGUGCUUUGGUUUACUCGUUUGUUGAUUCGUCGUUGUGUGUAAUUUGCUAUUCGUGUACCAAGAAAUGAUCCAAUAAAAGUCAAUUUAUUUCUGUCACUUUUUUACU